AUGAUUGAAAGAAAGCAUAGGUCAUCAUCAUCUUCGCUAAAUAUCUUUAGAGGAGUAAAAUCACUAUUGUCAAGAAGAGAAGGCUCAUUAAGUCGGCAACCAAGUUCAUUAAACAAUAAAAGCCAUGAGCUAUAUGCAAGGGAAGGUGUAGCAGUAACAUUGACUACAGAUUUUGUCAGAAAUGAUCAUGGACCUGUCAGUCUAUUAAAAGCCAAUAGUAUAUCCUUUCUGCCGUCUCGUUCUGUAGUAUUUUCAUUUGACACCAAGGCCUAUGUUCAUUAUGAACCUAGAAAAACCCAGGUGAUCCUAGGCACGAGCCCAGACGCGAAGCACUCCAAAUUAUUAAAACUCACCGUGCAACAGUUUGCUUGGUUGAUACAGUAUCUCAAUGAAGAGCAGCUUGUCCAUGACUCCGUUGCAAAGCUCCUUUCAUCCUCUUCCCAUGACCUUUUGUUCAACCUUCAACCUCCUAUGCUCGGUGUUCUCGGCACGAGUCCAUCUCGAUCUUUGGGAAAAAAGCUCAUACGCUUUGUUCGACGCAAAAAGAACGUUUCACACAAUUUACUACAUCGUCAGUGCAUAUUCACGUUACCAAAAGCACUUUUAAUGCAGGCGGCAAAUUAUAUCCCCAAGACAAAGCCUUUGCCACCUUCACCUAAUACAUUGCCUGACAGUAUGCAUUUACUUUAUGAUAUACCCCACCAGAUCAUAUCUGCUUCCUAUCUGAAACGACUCAAGCGAUAUUGUCACUAUGUCUCCUUUUGUAGCCAUGAGCUACUAAUGUCUCAUCCAAACAAUGCUAAACUGAUGUCGCCAUCGCCCCCUGACUCUAUCAUUUCCAGCAAUAAUCAAUGCGACCUCAUUCCCAUCCGAUGCGCUGACUGUUCUCUCCAAUGCGGACUUGAAUCUGUCCAACAACACCCUCAGCCACAUCAAAAGAAGCAAGAGACAUUUGCAGCAUCAACAACAGGUCGUCUUUUCUCUUCCCUGAUUAUCACACAACCAAGUUCCUAUGAACAACAAACAGUCAUGUUUCCGAUUUCUUACAUCAAUUAUAUCAAUAACAAGCCGACGGAAUCUCAAAUCGUAAUGUCAUCUGCAGUUGCACCAGAAAGGAAAAAAGCAUUUGAUACCCUUACUAGGCAUCAGCGACCUCAAGCCUUUUCUGCCUUUCAGUAUAUACCUCCAGAACGAAAUGUAUCUACGAGUGAUAUUAGUAGUAUAGAAGAAGAAUCGAUAGAAGAAGAUCUUGAGGAUGAUGACUGUUCGCCACAAAAGUACGGAUAUGUCGCUGUCGACAAUGAAGCAGAAGAGAUACUAGUUGUAUUUCCAGGCAUGGCCGUGUCACAAUACAUGUUUGAAAACGCAUCAUUCGUGCCAGCGCCUUGGAUCGAACCCGAUACUCCCUCAGCAGACAAGAUGGAACGUCAGCUUUAUGAAGAUGCUCAAGAGGACCCGUCUCCUUGGGUGCUGGAGUGUGCUCUUACUGCCUGGCGUCGUUGUGAGAUGAAAGUGGUUACAUUACUCAUGCGUCUCUGUGCAACCAUGCCCUCUCGCUAUAAAGUCGUGAUCAUAGGACAUUCGCUUGGUGGAGCUGUUGCCUGUCUUUGUGCUUACUCCCUAAGGACGACAAAACUGUUGUUGAACAGACAUAUCACGGUCUGCACCAUCUUUUCACCUCGUGUAGCCAAUAAGACUUUUUUACAGACUCUUUCGACGCGAGAUGUCAAUGUCAUUCGUAUUACAGACCAUAUGGACCUAAUGGCCCGUCUACCUCCACGAACGUGUGGACUAUUGCAUGCUGGUGAUUCAACAGUGAUUCUGUCUCCCGAUAUUGAGGAUGGUUAUGUGCUUGAAAAUAUGCAACCAGAGAUGAUAGAAGAUACCCUUCAUAGAACAUGUUCAGCCACAGAUGUCAUUGGUACUCAAUCCAAGCAUUCUAUCUGGGGAAUAGAAUUAGAUAAUGAUUCAAAAAAGUGCAUUUCAAAUUUAUUGCAAUAA
Molecule: messenger RNA, 2001 nt
Organism: Rhizopus microsporus ATCC 52813
Lineage: Eukaryota; Fungi; Mucoromycota; Mucoromycetes; Mucorales; Rhizopodaceae
Product: alpha/beta-hydrolase
Exons: 2
Coding region: 1-2001 (666 amino acids)
Biological process (GO): lipid metabolic process
Source: RefSeq, a predicted model, not a curated record